This is a messenger RNA of Neocloeon triangulifer, 2497 nucleotides long. RefSeq names its product AMMECR1-like protein. Lineage: Eukaryota; Metazoa; Arthropoda; Insecta; Ephemeroptera; Baetidae. The record is from RefSeq and is a predicted model, not a curated record. The transcript has 5 exons. The coding region runs from base 218 to 955 and encodes 245 amino acids.
ACAGCGCGCUGAUUGGCUCUGGACCAGUUUAACAAUAGGAGGCUCCUCCUCUCCGCGCCUCCUCUACCUUUUACUCUCCAUAAUACCCACACCACAGUCCCACAGUUGGUCCCACAGCUGCUGCCUGCUGCUAAUUGUAAGCCAUAAGCCAGAAUUAGUUUGCAUUUGCAGUUCUUCCUCUUCGUUCGACAUCUUUGGUAGGCAAAUUUCGGCAAAAAUGUCGUCCGUCUGUUGCGGCUCGAAGAAGCAGAAGGUGAGCCACAACCGCGAGCUGCCUGACCCCACCAGCGGACGGAUUUUGUCAGGGAUGGUUGCUCACCCCGAGAUGUGCUUCUUCUGCUUUGACGUCCUCUACAGCCACUUGCACAGUCUCGAGCAGCCCAGAGCGCCUGGAUUCUCCAACGAUGCCUUCCCUUUGUUUGUGACCUGGAAAACGGGUCGCGACUACAGGUUACGAGGAUGCAUUGGAACCUUCGACGCCAUGAACCUGCACUCGGGGCUUCGCGAGUAUUCCAUCACCAGUGCUGUGAAGGAUUCGCGGUUCAAUCCGAUUUCUCGAGAUGAGCUUCCUCGUCUGCACGUCUCGGUGUCGAUUUUGCGUCACUUUGAGGAUGCCAAUGACUGUAUGGACUGGCAAAUCGGAGUCCACGGCAUACGAAUUGAAUUCAUCAAUGAGCAUGGCAGCAAGAGAACUGCAACCUACCUACCAGAAGUGGCACCUGAGCAAGGUUGGGACAGGGUUCAGACGAUUGACUCGUUGUUGCGCAAGGGUGGCUACAAGGGCCAGGUGACUGCAGAGUUCCGUCGUUCAGUUCGUCUGACACGCUACCAGAGCGAGAAGGUGUCCGUUUCAUAUGAGGAGUACGUCACUAUGUGGCGUGGCCCUCAAUACGGCGACCAUGGCAGUGGAGGCGGCAGCGGAAUGUACGGUGCCUCCAGCAACUACAUGUGCUAAAUCUGGUUACGGCAGCACCUGUGAUGUGUCUCGUUCCGAAAGCUGGAAGAAUUUUAUUUCUGUUGUACUUAAAUUAAAUGGGAGGAAAUAUAUGAAAUGCAGAUAUUUAGGCAGUUUUGAAAACUUCAACAUGAUGAAAUGGGCGUUUGUGUGCACAAAUUAAACCCUGUAAUUUUGUUAAGCCCAAUUCCAUAGACGAUUUUUAAAGAUAUGUUCUUUUCUCAUUCAUUUUUAAACCAAUUUGUUUAAGUAAUUGGUGAUUAUACAUUGUUCAAAGAAGUGUUGUCCUCCAAGGUAAAAAAAAAAAAAAAAUUGUAAUUAUGCUAAACUGAAUAUAUAUUGACUGUUUAAGUGGGCAAUGUGUUGAAUGAUGUUAAGUGGUAUCUUCGGCAAACUAGAGGCAUCUUCCUCGAAUAAAUAAGUGCAAAAAUCGGUGCCACUUAAGAGCAGUUAAAUUUCUCUCACUUGCACAUUUUGUGGUUAUAAUCAAUAUUUUCAAUUGACGAGCAAAAAAAUAAUAGUAAAAAUGCAAUUUUCCAGGGAAACUGCUUAAAUCUAGUUGCGAGCGCUGCUGUCUUAACAAAAUCGACUUUGAACUUUUGGCAAAGAAAUUGUUGUUCAAAAUCAUCUGCUACGAAAUAAUCUUACAUUAAGAUAAUGCAUAAGCUUUAAAAGCUUUUAAGUGAUUUGUAAUUCACUCGUAGCCAUCUCAAUUGAUGAGAUUGUAAUAUUUAAAUUCUAUAAUGUUAAUAGAUCAUGCCUGACCUAGAGUUUAUCUGAUUUUUUUUUUAUACAAAGUUUAGGAAAAAAAUUAAAAUUAGCAUACAAAAAAUAGAGGGUCUUAUGUAUUUCUCAUCAAGACCUAUUGAUCAGCCACACAUAAUUUGCAUAAUUCAAAACGCAGUGAAGACGCAAGUACUUCAUAAGUAUAUGUAUAAUAAACACCCAUGCUUGUAGUGUUAGAUGGCAUAAAUCAUAAUUUUUUAAUUGGUACAAUAGCAUACUUUUUUUUAAUGGCACCCACUUAGUUUUUCAACUUUGGGGUUGGUCUAUGCCACGGUGCAGAAGUUGUUUGGUUACUCCCCCUACCCUUCACUCCUUGGCGGGAGCUUUUUAUGAAGAGUAGACACUCUGCAUAGGAAGCCCUUACCACCCCCCAGACCCUGGCCUUGCCACGAAGGACGCAGGCAUUCGCCACACAAGCUGAGUUCUUCCAGCUUGUGGCUCGGAGGAAACAUGGCAAACCUCCGAAUGCGAGUCGGCACAGCUAGCGCCAUACCUCCCAAAUUCCCGACGUGUCAGCCGAAAUAUUAUCAAUGAUUCGCAUACCAGAGACAAUUUGUUUCCACAAAGAGCCUCAGGCUGAGCAUUGAUCCCAUGACGGCUGAGCAAACCCACUGAUUAGAAUGCAAGCAUUCUAAUCACUGAGCCACAGUAGCAUACUAAAUGUUUUUAUUUCUCAUAGAUGUAUUAACCAAAAACACUGCUGAUGGUAUAUUAAUAUUCAUGAAAUAAAAAAAGAAUAAGCUAUUUACUAUGCUA